AUGAAGAUCCUCUAUAUCGGAGUGUUGCGGAACGGUCUUAACCCGAAUCGUCAGCAAGGCGAUAAAAAAUCAGAUACCGUGGUGCUCUGUGGCGCAAAGGAUCUCGAAAAGACCUUCAACUGGGCCCAGCGAUCAAGGGUUGAGCCGCUCAUGAUGUUCAAUGUUCACGGCAUCGCCGAGACGACCAAGCCCGGCCAACGCCAGAACCUAGAGCAUCAGAAAUUCGUUUUCCACGCUUACAGCCGGACGCAGGGCUUAGCCAGUGUUAUUGUCACCGAUGAUGAAUAUCCUUCCCUUGUUGCUCACCAGCUUCUCUCCAAGAUUAUGGACGAGUUUCUAACAAAGUACCCUCGUGCUGCCACCGACCCUUCUCCAACCGAGAACUCAUGCCCAUUUCCCUCGCCACUCGAGGAAUGGAUUAAGAAAUACGACAAUCCCGAAAAUGCCGAUAGUAUCAUGAAAAUCCAACAGGAGCUGGACAGUACCAAGAUCGUUCUGCACAAAACUAUCGAGUCUGUUCUCGCUCGAGGUGAGACUCUCGACCAACUACUGAAAAGAUCCGAAGACUUGAGCGCCUCGUCGAAAGGCUUUUAUCAGCAAUCCAGAGCACAAAACUCAUGUUGUAUUGUGAUGUAA
This is a messenger RNA of Penicillium manginii, 636 nucleotides long. RefSeq names its product palmitoyltransferase YKT6. Bases 1 to 636 code for a protein of 211 amino acids. Lineage: Eukaryota; Fungi; Ascomycota; Eurotiomycetes; Eurotiales; Aspergillaceae. Gene Ontology annotation, molecular function: SNAP receptor activity. The record is from RefSeq and is a predicted model, not a curated record. The transcript has 5 exons. Gene Ontology annotation, cellular component: Golgi apparatus. Gene Ontology annotation, biological process: endoplasmic reticulum to Golgi vesicle-mediated transport.